This is a messenger RNA of Cannabis sativa, 2314 nucleotides long. RefSeq lists its product as uncharacterized. The record is from RefSeq and is a predicted model, not a curated record. NCBI's taxonomy places the organism in Eukaryota, Viridiplantae, Streptophyta, Magnoliopsida, Rosales, Cannabaceae. The transcript is spliced from 3 exons. The coding region runs from base 496 to 840 and encodes 114 amino acids.
AGAGAUUUUUACACUUGGUGUCCUUUUUUGUCCUUUUUUUACUUUUUUGUCAAUGCUGGGUUAUUUAAACUUUUAUACAAGUUUUAUUUUUCAAUUUUACAUUUUCAAAAGUUUCAUAAUUACAAAUAUACCUAUCCCUAUGCUUAUGUCAUGGUUUUCUCUCUUCUUACACUCCACCACUUCCAUAACUCCUCCUUUCUUUUCUUUUUUUUAUUUUUUCUUUUUUAUUUUCUGUUUCUCUUUCCUUGGUUCUUCAUUACCACAACCCACGAUCAUCCCGUCCAAAGCCCUAACCCACGAUUUUUCAACCUCUCAUCUAUGUCACUAUCUCCAUUAUUUUCCAUAAGCUCUGUAAGUUGUUCCUCCCACAUAUUGUCUUCUCUUCUUCUAUAAAUGGCCACCACUAAGUCGGGUUCAAAGUUACUUUCCCCAGCUAAAUUUUUUUAAAAAAUUUCUAAGAAACCUCCUACAAAUUCAUCUAAAGUUGAUCCUAAGAUGAGUUUGAAGCGCAUUGCGAAGAAAGGAAUGAGUGAUGUUGCAGAGCCAUCUGGUUCGAAGAAAAGACCUAUUCUAAAUAAAAUUGAGUCUCGUAAGACAAAGAGAGCAAAAUCUUCGAAAUCUGCCAAGGAUGUUAUAUCUUAUUUUGAUUUUGAGGAUGAAGUGCAUGAUGGGGAAGUGAAGCCUAAAGUUAAAUCCAAGGUCCAUGCUAAGAGCUCAGAAAAGUAUGAAGACUUUGACUUACCCAAAAAAAAAAAUCCUUCUAAGGUGUCUUUUUUUGUGUUUUUUUAUAGUACAUUUCUGUUUUUCCCUUUUCUAUUGUUUCAUGUCAUUUGUCAGUGAUGAUAAUCAUUUUUGUGUUGUCGACUUCUUUUUCUUCUUCCUGGUUGUUUUCAAGCUGUUGUACCAUUUCUGCAGCCACAAGCUUUGCGUAGUCAAAAUAUUCAUUUACUCCUGUAGUUUUUUUUGUGUUGUUUUUUGGUUGUUGGAUGGUUGUCUCUGAUGUCACAGUCCCUGUCUCUAGAAAAAAUGUAUCAUCUUGAAUUGUGUGUGCAAAUAGUUGUUGCUUGGAAGUUGUUCCUGGGUUGUUUCCAGGUUACUGCAAAUCUUCAUGUGCUGAGUUGUUGUCAUAUGCUGCCAUCAUCAUAUUUUUAUCUGUGAAAUCAACUAUUAAACAACUAUUUUGAAGCAUACGUUAGUUAAUAAGGAUAAAUUCAACAUUUCUUGUUUGGAGAUCCCAAACUACAAUUAUUUUACUGGAAAACAACUUAUAAACAACUGUUUACAGAUUCAAAUCCUGUAGCAUCUAAUUAUAUGCAUUAAUAUUAUUUUUUUUGAUGCAAUUUGUUGUUGUUUUUUUGUUCAGGUUUAUAAAAUUUCCUGAUUAUUUCAAUUUUUUCCUGUUUUCCUCAAUUUAUAACACAUUCUCAAUUAUGUAGAAUAAAAAAAUAGGAAGAGGUUCAUGAAGAAAUUGUAUUACCUUCAAUUCUUUCUUUGAUUCGAUUAUGGGUGAGUUUCAAUGAUUUCUCAAUGUCCUUCUCUUCGAUUCCUCUCCUUUGAACUCGUUGGGUUUUUGAUUGUAGGUUGUUUUUGCAUUUUUUGUACAGCAAUGGAGGUUGAAUACUUUUUUUUUUUCUUAUAUGGAUUUUUCGGAUUUUGAUUGGUUUUUCGUUGAGAUCUACAUCUUGUUCAGAUCUGAUUUCCUUGGUUUUUGAAAAAAAAAAUGGUGGAGAUUUGGUUAUUUGGGGUUUCUUGGCUGGGUCACGAAGAAGGAGGUCUCUCCUCCGUUUUUUGUGGCUGGCUGGUAUUUUUGUAAAUAGAAAGUUUUGUUUUCUAUUUAUGUUUAUUUUUCCUUUUUAGGUUAUAAAUGUAAAUUGCUUCCCUUUUUAAUUUAUUAUAGAAAAAAUCCCAUAAAUCAAUAAGUUAUACAUUUUCAAAAGUUAAACUUAAAUAUUUAAAGGUUGCAAAAUUUGAAAUAUUAUUUCAACAAUCACUAUCAAAUUAAAACAUAAUUCACAAAAGUAUAUUUUCAAAAUAUAAAUAUUAAUUAGUAAUAUACAUGAUCUAUAUUAUUUUCAAAAAUGUACAUGAAGAUUUUUUAGUUAAUUAAUAUUUAUAAAAAUUUAAUAUAAUAAAAAAUAAAGAAGUUUAAUAUUAUAAAUUUAAAUUCAGUUUAAGAUAAAUGUUAAAAUGCAAUUUCAACAAUCAAUAUCAAAUUGAAACAUAAAAAAUGUAUAUUUUUAAAAUAUAAAUAUUAGUUAGUUAUAUACAUGGUAUAGAUAUUAUUUUCAGAAUUAUACAUCAAGAUUUUUUUUAA